AUGGAUCAACGACAAAAGUGUAAAUUAUCAUCCCCCAAUGAUGAAGAUAUUGCAACAUUUUUGGAUUUACUAGAAAUCGACGAUGAUACAGACGUGGAAGAAGAUUUGGAAGAUCUUUUAGACGAAGAUGUGGACGAUGCAGAAUUACCUAUCGACACUGGAAUUGACGAGGUGAUUAAUAGGGCGAAAUUUACCACCUGCCUUUUACUGUUCUCACUCAUUGCUCAGAACCACCUUGCAGCCAGUGCAGAGGAUGAGAACUCCACAGAGACUAAUGAAAUAAUUCCCCGAAAAGCAAUCGAAAAGUUGGAUUUUUCCGUAAGACAAGCUCUGUUACGUGCCAUAGACAAGUUGGAGAGAGAAGCAGCCGCUGAGGACUACGAUGAGGUAGACGAAGAAGAUCACAGCGUUACCAGUUACUCCACCGAGGAGCCACUAACUCAAAUGCCAGCAAAUACAUUGACUGCACCAAGCAUCAGCAACACUACCAUAACAACCAAUAGCAGCAUAACCGCAAACAACGAUGCCAGAACAACUACUAACAAGGAUGAGAUACUCGAGGAGAGUACCAAUGCUGCCGAUGUGCAUCCCACUGUGCAAUUUUACACAGCAAUUUUCGAUGAGAAGCAUGCACACGAGCAACCAUUGGCGACCUUCAUCGAUCGUUCACGCAUCUGGAAGAAGACCAUAAAGAAAGCACACACAGGCGCUCCACUAAUUGCCAAUGACGACACAGUGGCACAUGCUUCGAGCACUUUCGAGAGUAACCGACAGACGGCGCGCAGUGUUGGCAAUCUAUUGAAUUCAAAUUCAGCAGCGCGCUUGAAUGAAAUCUCCGGGGAGAAUUCAGAUGAAAUUAAAUUUGAGAUACGUAAAACGCAUGGCCCCACCGUAGCAGCAGCAACACCAUCUACCACCACAACUACAAUAGCGACGACAUCGACAACUACAACACCAGCACCACGUACCACACGUCGGCGUCCUCCUACCACCACCACUACAACAACCACCACUACUCCACGUCCCACACACAAUGAGGAUGGCGAGAAUAUCGAAGUGGUGGAUAAAAGUGAUAUACGAAUUCUAGCGGCACCAUUGGUGACGGCGUUCACCGUCGAUUUAGAUGAGCGUGGAGCGGCCAAGAAUGUUAUUCCGAUCGUAGAUCAACCAAAGGUGCACCGGCCACUGCCUUCCACUAGCGGUCAGCAGCUUUUUGGGGGUGUGGGUCCCACAAUAUCGAAGCUGAGUGUUUUGCCAGCAAACCAACUGUCGAGCGUGCCUCAAAGUGAGGCAGUGUACAGUAAUGUUGGGCUGGUGGCACCAACUCAAGCGACAAGUAUUUUAGCUGCUCCCACGACACCGUUUACGAAUACUGCUGCAGCGGAUAAUUUUGUAACGAAGAACUCUAUCCACACAGCUGUCGCCGCCAAUGGUAAUGCCAACCAAGAAGGUGUAAGCAAUUACCUAAUCGAACGUCAACGCCAGCUCGAACAGCAAAUCUAUCAACUAAAGCUACAAGCACAACAACAACAAGACUUAAUUCUGCGACAACUGAAAUUGCUUGAGGAGCAAUCGCGCUUGAACAGCUUGCCACACCCCACCGCGCAAACGCUGCCGGUGACAACAACGCAAAACUUUAUACAGCAGCAACAAGCGCAGUCACACCCGCAACCACAGCCACAGCCACAACAGCAAACUGCAACGCAACAGCAACAAUCGCAAGUUGUCAAUUUCACCAUACGUCCCUCCGUGGAAUUUAUACAACCAAACACUGCCACCCAAAGUACGACAACAUUUUUCAACACUUUUCCCGUCGAGCAACAAUUGCCGUUACACGAGACGAACAAUAAAUUUUCGCUUAGCGGCAGUAGCAGCAAUUAUACGCCGAAUAUUUUGGCAGUGACGCAACAACAAUUGCCAACAAACGAUCCAAUACAAAAAGUCUUUCAAAAUUUGCAAAACUUGCAGACCCCCAGCGUGAGCCCAACACAGCCACAGGCGACAAAUGCGGGGACUUCGGUGCAAAUACAGGCAUCGAAUCAAUUCAAAUAUACGCCGACUUUUUCUACCGUGCAGCAAUCACCGCUGGAGGCGUCACUCUUCCAGGCACUGCCGCAACAUAAUCAUCAGCAAUUCCAUCACCAGCAACAGCAACAACAGCAGCCGCAGCAGCAGCAGCAUCAGCCACAGGCACAGCAACAAUCGUCUUUGGUGCCCAGUUUCUUGAGUCAAGCAUUGCUGGAGCAACAACAACAACCGCAACAACAACAGCAGGCAUUUCAGCAACAGCAACAACAACAUCGUUCACGUUUAUUCCGCCAAGAAGCGGGCACAUCUAAUUUCGGCCAAAAGCAGUCAAUUUCCCAGUUUCCCUCCAUCCAAUCUGUCAUACCGGCAUCCAUACUGAGUCUGCAACAGCAUCAGCAACAACAAACAUUGGAUAAUGAAAACUUCUAUCGACAACAUUUAGAGCCACAAAUUAGCAGUCAACUGCAGCAAAAUGCGCAAUUCUACCAACAACAACAGCAGCAGCUACAGCCACCACCAGCACUAAAUCGUGGCAUUAACAACUUUGCACCAACUUCACAAAAUCUACCCUUCGCUGGACGAUUCUAAGCAGUCGUGAGCCGUUUGAAGAACGAGUACAACGAACCUGUAGCUUUCACUGCCGCACGCAAAAGUCAUUAAUAAAAACUCUAUUCGGUCUAAAUUGGCGGUCUAUUGGCGCACCUACUAUGUAAGGCAAAACGAUGUGAGUCCUUGGAGCCGCAUGCACUUGUAACUACUACUAGAAUGAAGCAACAACAAUUUGGUUUCUAUCGGAAUAAAUGCACCAACGCUAAAAGCCGCAACAAUCACACACCUAACUAAUUACUAUUAACAAUAACAACUACA
Anastrepha obliqua is the source of this 2895-nucleotide messenger RNA. RefSeq names its product mucin-2-like. The transcript is spliced from 4 exons. NCBI's taxonomy places the organism in Eukaryota, Metazoa, Arthropoda, Insecta, Diptera, Tephritidae. The record is from RefSeq and is a predicted model, not a curated record. The coding region runs from base 1 to 2616 and encodes 871 amino acids.